AUGCUCCAAAAAAAUGAAAAGUUGACUUCUCCUACGAUUCAAAAAGAUAUUGUCAAUUGCUUUUCAAAAGAGGUAAUCAAGUCUAUUUGUGAUGAAAUUGGUAAAGAUGUGUUUGCUAUUUUAGUUGAUGAGUCUAGUGAUGUUCCCAUAAAAGAACAAAUAGUUAUAGUUUUGAGAUAUGUUGAUAGACUUGAGAUUGUAAAGGAAAGAUUUAUUGGAGUUGUUCACAUGUUGGAUACAUUUUCUUUUACUCUUAAAUCCGUCAUCGAUACCGUAUUUUCUAGCAAUAACUUUUCUGCACAUUAUAUACAUUGUUUUGCACACCAACUUCAAUUAGUGGUUGUGGUGGUUGCAAAGAAACAUGAUGAUGCUGCCGAAUUCUUUGAACAAGUAACUUUUGUGGUUACUGUCGUUUGUGGGUCUUGUAAGAGAAAAAAUAUGAUACGAGAGAUGCAAAAAGAAAGAGUAGCAGCUGAAAUUGGUAUUUGUGAAACUGAACCAGGAAGAGGGUUGAAUCAAGAGAUUUCUCUUGUUCGAGCUGGAGAUACUAGAUGA
Messenger RNA from Lactuca sativa (garden lettuce), 555 nucleotides. RefSeq lists its product as uncharacterized. The record is from RefSeq and is a predicted model, not a curated record. NCBI's taxonomy places the organism in Eukaryota, Viridiplantae, Streptophyta, Magnoliopsida, Asterales, Asteraceae.